AUGCCAGAGGCCGUGAAAGCUACCUACGACGAUGGAUCAAUUCACGGGGUGCAAUCGUCGUUAGUGCCGAUGAAAAUCGCAGCGUUGUUGAACGCUAUAUCAGCAAGCUCAAUUGUUGAUAUCAUGAAGUCUUUCGUUUCUUUGCUUCUUCCCACCUCGGCCCUGGCUGGAUCAGUGCUGUGGAACGGCAUAUUCAACACCUCAGAUACGGUCGCGGACCUCGACAGGUGGUCCUGGUCUAAUCAGAUCGGGGCCUAUCAAUGGUACAUCCACGGCUCUGGUGAAACCACAGAGUAUCUGGGCUUGUCAACCGAUUUUAAGAACCCAGCGGCUACAGAUGCGAAGGGACUACGCACCAGCAUUGACGGAACAUCCUUCUGGGAGGGUCAAACGAUGGAGCGCACCGAACUGAUCCCACAAACCAAGUCCGAUCUAGGUUCGGGUCACUUGUACUAUCAUUUCUCCCUCUCCACCAAAUCGACAAAUCCACCCAGCUCGUCAUUUGAGCAUCAAAUUGCUUUCUUCGAAAGUCACUUCACUGAGAUUCAGUAUGGUUCAUCUGGAAGUGCCGACAACACCCUUCGUUGGAAUGCAAAUGGAAACACGCAGUGGUCUGUGCAGCUGGAAGCAGGAAACUGGUACAACUUUGCGUACGAUAUAGAUUUCGACGCCAAGACGGUCGGGCUCUGGGCUUCAAAUGGAUCAGAUGUCUUGACUGAGGUUGUGAAGCCGGUCACCGCUUCUACGUCAACCAACUCAGCCGACUGGCAUGUCGGUGUCUUGAGGUUGCCUGGAAGCACAAGUGAUGACACGGAAGAAGACUGGUAUUGGUCAGGCGUCUAUAUCGAAGAGGCGCCAAUCACCACUAAUAUUGGAUCUGGGAGCUCUUCUUCCGAAGCUUCUGGCGAGUCGGCUUCUAUUGCUCAGACGACAAGGACGAUCCAGGCAGCUGCGGCAGACAGCACUACCGUUGCGGCCAUCCACGUAGCUACGACAAGCUCGGCUCUUACGACUACUGCUGAGACCAGCGUUCAUUCUCCCGCAGUCUCUUCAGUUACUGCAUCGUCAGCUCCUUCCUUCACCUCUGUGACAGAUGCAGUAUCUACCCCGUUUACAACUUCAAGCACAACUGUGACAUAUACGUCAUCAUCUUCGCCCUCCUUCCCAUCUGCAUCGACUGCUGCAGAAUUCCUCGAAGAAAUCCGCGUUUUGAUCAAAUCCCUUGUUUCCCGUUCGAAUAGCCUGCACUCGCGGGACUUUGGAGUACCGCUAUGGCAACAAUGCAAGGAAUGCGCAGAAGUGUCCUAG
Molecule: messenger RNA, 1308 nt
Organism: Penicillium nucicola
Lineage: Eukaryota; Fungi; Ascomycota; Eurotiomycetes; Eurotiales; Aspergillaceae
Exons: 3
Coding region: 1-1308 (435 amino acids)
Source: RefSeq, a predicted model, not a curated record